AUGUCCAGAGGAGACAUGGCCAAACCUCUGCUGGGCCAUCGGAGCACGGAGGGUGACUCCAGCCCCACGCCGCCGGCCGGCCGCACCGUGGGGGUGCUGGGCAGCGGGGACUUUGCGCGGUCCUUGGCCGUGCGCCUGGUGUGCUCCGGGUUCAAGGUGGUGGUCGGCAGCCGCAACCCGAAGCGGAAAGCCAGCCUCUUCCCUGCUGCAGCAGAGGUCACCUUCCAGGCCGAGGCGGUGAAGAAGGCGGAUGUCAUUUUUGUGGCGAUUUUCAGGGAACAUUACUCCACCCUCUGUGACCUGGCUGAUGUGCUGGUGGGCAAGAUCCUGGUGGAUGUUAGUAACAACACCGAGAUCAACCAUCACAAGGAAUCCAACGCGGAGUACUUGGCCUCCCUGUUCCCAGCCUGCACCGUGGUAAAGGGGUUUAAUGUGGUUUCUGCGUGGACGCUGCAGUCGGGUGCCAGGGAUGGAAAUAAGCAGGUUCUGAUCUGCUCAAAUAACCAAGAAGCCAAGCGCACAGUAGCAGAAAUUGCUCAGGUCAUGGGAUUCACCCCUGUGGACAUGGGCUGCAUGUCAUCAGCCUGCGAGAUCGAGAACAUUCCCCUGCGCCUCUUGCCAGCCUGGAAAAUCCCCAUCUUUUUGGCUCUGGGGCUCUUUCUUUGCUUCUUCACCUACAACCUGAUCCGGCAGGUCAUCCACCCUUACAUCAGGGAGCAGAAGAACAAGCUGUACAAGAUCCCCAUCGAGGUGGUCAACACCACGCUGCCGUGCGUGUCCUAUGUCAUGCUGUCUCUCGUCUACCUGCCCGGGGUGCUGGCAGCCUGCUCCCAGCUCUACUACGGCACCAAGUACAGGCGCUUCCCAGACUGGCUGGACCAGUGGCUCCAGCACCGAAAGCAGAUUGGUCUCCUCAGCUUCUUCUGUGCAGCCCUGCACGCCGUCUACAGCCUCUGCCUGCCCAUGCGCCGCUCCCACCGGUACCUGCUAAUCGAGACCGCCGUCAAGCAGGCUGUGGAGAAGAAGAUGACAAUCUGGGUAGAGGAGGAAGUCUGGAGGAUGGAGAUUUAUAUUUCUGUUGGAAUAAUUGCCCUGGGCUUGCUGUCGUUACUUGCCAUCACUUCACUUCCAUCCAUCGCAAACUCUCUCAACUGGAGGGAAUUCAGUUUCAUUCAGUCCUCCCUUGGAUUUAUUGCCUUGGUGAUCAGCACUCUGCACACACUCACCUACGGCUGGUCGAGGGCCUUCGAUGAGAAUCAGUACAAAUUCUACCUGCCCCCAACCUACACCCUCACACUGCUUGUCCCAUGCACUGUGAUCAUAGCUAAAAUCAUCUUCAGUUUGCCCUGCAUCCACCACAGACUUCUGCGAAUCAGGAGGGGCUGGGAGAAGGGCAGAUACGUCAAAUUUGUUCUGCCCAGCGCAACGGGGGAAUUUUCAAGCGGGGAGACCUCCAGUAAUGUUUAACAGCCCCAGCUUUGAGGAUUUUGGAGCACUAUCACCGUUUCUAUAAAGGUGUUUCUCUUUCUUAAAUAUGUGUAUGUUUUGGUAUAAUGGUAUUGUGGAUAAAAUAAUAAAACUUGGUGACUUUAGAAAAUGGACAACCACCAAACUAGGUUAGACAGUAGUAGUUAAAUUAUAUUGCUGAUUUGCUAGGACAAUUAUUGCCUUAAAAAUGAUUGAGAGCCAAGAUAGCAGCACUAAUAUACAUGGGAAACUGAUGGACUCUGUUGGUCAGAUCAGUCACUUGAGGUGCUGGCUGGCAGCUCCCCAAAACAGUACUUCUCAGUUGCUUUCCUAGCUGCUCUCAUAAAUUUCAAUGCCUUUUUUUUUUUAAUAUGAGGUUGCACAGAUUUUUUUGGACUUUAUGACAGCAAAGAUAGGUAUCUUUGCCUCUUAAGUGUAUGGAUCAGUCAAGGCAGUGAGGUUUAGAAAGAUCUAUUGCCUCUGGUUUUGUUCUCCUCAAUGAACUCUGUGGAGUCAGAACAGCUAUAUUUAAGUUAUUGUGACAGCAGAUUUUACUAAAAUCAUCAAAUCUGACAGCAAGCCCAGUAUCCCUGUUCUCUCAAAUACAGACAGCACUUCUGGUCCUGAAAGCAGUGUCUGAUGCAUGUUUAUAAGCUGAGGAAAUAAAGCACCUUUUCCAGCAGUAUAAAAGCAUUUGAGAGACAUCCCCAAUACCAGACGUCUGGUCUGCACUGCUGGCUCUGAGAUGAUAGUUACUGCUGCAUGCUCUCUGUUAUACUGAGCCAAAGUUUCAAGCAGUGUUUGAUUGAAAUAGAGCGAGGAUAAUUAUUGGAAAUGCCUGCUGCUUCACAAAAUUACAUGGAGAAAACCAAGGCCUUCCGGCUGGCCUUACACCAAAUAAUAUGGUG
This is a messenger RNA of Cyanistes caeruleus (blue tit), 2375 nucleotides long. The record is from RefSeq and is a predicted model, not a curated record. NCBI's taxonomy places the organism in Eukaryota, Metazoa, Chordata, Aves, Passeriformes, Paridae.